AUGGAGGUCGACGCCGCCCACCCCGCCGCCGCCGGCGACGAGCUCCGGAGGCUCCUCGCCGCCACUCUCAGCGCUGACAAGGCGUCCGUAGACGCUGCCACUGCCGGCCUUGAUGGGAUCUCUGCCGCCGGCGACCCCCGCUUCCCCAUCGCCGUCCUCGCCGUCGCCGCAGGGGAUGGUGAUCAAGGGACAAGAAUCGCUGCAGCAACAUACUUGAAGAAUUUCGCCCGGCGCAACAUGGAAGGGGGGCUAUCGUCUUCUGUUCUCUAUGCGGAGUUUCGCGACCAGCUCGCACAGGCUCUGCUUCGAGUUGAACCUGCGAUUCUUCGAGUGCUGAUUGAAAUUUUCCGCCAAGUUGCGGAGAAAGAUUUUGCCAAGGAGAAUUCAUGGCCUCAACUUGUGCCUCAAUUGAAGCUGGUGAUCCAGAGCAGCGAUGCAAUUAGUCCAGGCCACCAUCCUGAAUGGAAAACCAUUAAUGCUCUCACAGUUCUUCAGUCCACUGUUCGACCCUUCCAGUAUUUUUUGAACCCAAAAGUUGUAAAUGAGCCUGUUCCGGAUCAGUUGGAGCAAAUAGCAGCUGAGAUUCUUGUACCACUGCAAGUGACAUUCCACCACUUUGCUGACAAGGUUCUGUCAUCACACGAUGGAAAUAAAUUGGAAUAUGAGCAGCUUCUGCUUAUCACAUGCAAGUGCAUGUAUUUCACUGUGAGGUCAUACAUGCCAUCUGGGGUGAAGCAGAUUUUACCUUCCUUUUGCAAAGACAUGUUCCGUCUACUAGAUUCAUUGGACUUCAACAGUCCUCCUGAAGAUGCAGAUACAACAAGGCUCAAGAUUGCAAAAAGAUGUCUCAUUAUAUUUUGCACACUUGUUACUCGUCACCGGAAACAUGCUGAUAAAGAGAUGCCACAUAUUGUCAACUGCGUAACCAAACUAUCAAAGCAAAGCAUUCAUUUAAGUAAACUCAAUUCUCUCUCGGACCGCAUUUUUUCAUUAUCAUUUGACGUAAUUUCUCGUGUUUUGGAGACAGGCCCUGGAUGGCGACUUGUUUCACCCCAUUUUUCUUCACUUCUGGAUUCAGCAAUUCUUCCAGCAUUAGCAUUAAAUGAGAAGGAUAUAGCUGACUGGGAGGAGGAUACUGACGAGUAUAUGCGAAAGAACCUCCCCUCUGAACUUGAUGAUAUUUCAGGAUGGGCUGAGGAUUUAUUUACUGCUCGGAAAAGUGCCAUCAAUUUACUUGGUGUCAUAGCCCUCUCGAAGGGUCCGCCAGUUGUAUCUGCUGCUUCCAAACGCAAGAAGGGUGAAAAAAACAAAGGAAAAGGAGGAAGCUCUAUUGGGGACCUAUUGGUCAUCCCAUUCCUUUCAAAAUUUCCUGUACCUUCUCAUGGAGAAGAUGCAUCAUCAAAGGCAGUGCAGAACUAUUUUGGCGUUCUAAUGGCAUAUGGAGGCCUUCAAGAUUUUCUGACUGAGAAGAAAGAUUUGACGGCUACUUUGAUCAGGAAUCGGAUUCUUCCAUUGUAUUACUUAGAUCAGUGCAAUCCAUAUUUGAUAUCUACGGCAAACUGGAUUAUUGGACAGCUUGCGGCGUGCCUACCAGAGGCUAUGGGCAUGGAUAUUUAUAAUUCCUUAAUGAAGGCAUUGAGCAUGGAAGAUGCUGAGGACUUAACUUGUUAUCCGGUUCGUGCUUCUGCUUCUGGUGCUAUUGCAGAACUUAUUGAGAACGGUUAUUCUUCACCUGACUGGGUUGCCCUUUUGCAAGUUGUUGUGAAAAGGCUAAGUGCUGAGGAUGAAAAUGAAUCCGCUCUUUUGUUUCAGCUUCUGGGAACAGUAGUUGAGGCUGGCGAAGAGAAAGUUCUGCCUCACAUUCCUGGAACUGUGUCUAACAUUGCCAAUAUAAUAAUGAAUCUUCUGUCCCCUGUACCAGAUCCAUGGCCUCAGGUGGUUGAACAGGGUUUUGCUGCACUGGUAGCGAUGGUUCAAGCUUGGGAUAGCUCUGCACCAGAUGAAAACAAGGAACACGAGAAGAGGGAGUGGCAAUUAGGCCAGACUGCCAUUGCUCAAACUUUGUCAAUAGUAUUACAAAAAUCUUGGCUGUUGCCUGUUGAACAGAUGGAGUUGACAUUAGAUUCUGAAUUGCCACCAGCGUCUUGUGUAAAUGAGGCUUCUUUUUUGCUCGAAUUCAUCAUGAGGUCUAUUACUUCUGUUGAAGAAAUCACACAUUUGAAAGUCUUUGAGUUAGUAGCUAUAUGGGCUGACACCAUUGCCUAUUGGGAUUCUUGGGAGGAAAUGGAGGAUCAGGGAGUUUUCAAUGCAAUCAAAGAAGCUAUCAGUUUCCAUCAAAGAUUUGACUCCUCUGGUUUCUUCAUGAAAAUGCUUCCUUCUCAGUCUGCAAAUGGUGCACAAAGUUCAAUCAUUGGUCGGGUUUCUAGCUUCGUGACCAGGGCCAUUGCAGCUUACCCUUCUGCAACAUGGAGGGCAUGCUCAUGCAUCCAUACACUAUUGCAUGCUGCAGAUUUCUCCUUGGGAGCGGAAAAUGGUAGAAUGACUCUUGCUGUUACCUUUGGGGAAGCAGCAUUCUCCUAUUUUAAGGGUUUAUCUGACAGCCCUGCUGGAAUAUGGAAGCCACUAGUCUUGGCCAUUUCUUCAUGCUACAUUUGCUAUCCAGAUGCUAUUGAGCAAGUUUUAUGCAAGGAUGAUGGCAAUGGUUAUACAGUAUGGGCAUCUGCUCUGUCUCAAAUCUCAAGUAGCUCGUUUACUCCUGCGCUGUCAUCUGAAUCUGAGAUCAAACUGGCUGUACUAACAUUAGCAACUGUGAUUGAGCGGCUGCUGGCCCUCUCCAUGGGUGGCACCAAGGUGCUGAAAGACUGCUAUAUAUCAUUGAUGGAGUCCUGCAUUCAUCUGAAGGAUGUUCAAGAGGACGGGGAUGAUGAUGAUGAAGUAGAAGAUGACGAUGACGAUGAUGAGGAGGAAGACACCGAUGACGAUGAUGAGGAUUCGGAGGAUGACAAUGUGCGAGAAGAGACGGAAGAGGAAUUCCUUGCAAGAUAUGCCGAGGCUGCUGCUGCUGCCAGUGAGUCAAUUGAGGUUGUUGAGGAAGGAGACAUAGAUGAUGAAACCCAGGACAUUGAAUUAGGUUACCUGGACGAAGUGGACAUAAAACAGGUGGUUCUUUCACUGAUGCAGAAACAUAUCACGCUCCUCCAAGCGCAGAGUCUGCCAGAUGAUCUAAUUGAGAGAAUUGCCGAAACGUUUCCUGAAUCUGAGCAGAUGCUGCGUGCUCACCCACAAACUUAGUGUUAGACUUGUGCAGGCUUUCUUGUCCAAAUAUGUUUUCUAUGUUUGUUUUUGGAGACACUGCUGUAUUCCAUUUGUUGUUUGUUUUACACCGUCUGCCGCUUCUUUGUGCUCGUAGAUAGGAUGAUGGACUGCAGUGUGUUACUGGGGUUUCUGCUUAACAUUGGUGGAUGUACAAUGUCAUUCUUUACGUUCCAUGACUUGAUGGUGCAAUAUUUAUCAAUUGUUUUCA
This is a messenger RNA of Lolium rigidum, 3523 nucleotides long. RefSeq names its product importin beta-like SAD2 homolog. Lineage: Eukaryota; Viridiplantae; Streptophyta; Magnoliopsida; Poales; Poaceae. Gene Ontology annotation, biological process: protein import into nucleus. The transcript has 21 exons. Bases 1 to 3291 code for a protein of 1096 amino acids. The record is from RefSeq and is a predicted model, not a curated record. Gene Ontology annotation, cellular component: nuclear envelope; cytosol.